AUGUCGAAGAUGUUACCACGUCAAUGCGGCCGUGGUGGAGUUGCAAAUUGUGGCCUUCCGAAUAAUUCAUUGGGCGACAAGGAAUUGCGUGACCAACUGCAACAGGAAAUUGAAAACAAAUCAAAGCUUUGUGCAAAUCCCACUUAUGAGUGUACAAUACCACGCAUUGAUGGCUACGAGUACUGUAUGCGACAUAUCCUUAGGGAUCCCAAAGGAAACUUUCGACAAUGUACCUACACGUACAGUAACAAUAAAAAAUGUACAAAUGCCUUGCCGAAACAUGACCUAAAGAAGGAUCCGAAUAUGACAACACUUUGUUUUGAACACAAUCGACAAGUUCAGUUGCAGAAGACACAUGCAUCGGUGGGCAAACUGAAACAGGUGGAAACUAACGAAGCAUUACUCAAUAGCUUGGCCCAUCAUGUAAAUGUCGAGGAGACACCAGAAAAAACUGAGACAAAUUGUGAACAGGAUGAAGAAAUUGACGUAGUAUCGCCACAUGUUACGCCAUUUGUUUGUCAGGAUCAAGUUAAUACACUUGGUGAUAUUGCCAAUACAAUGCGCAAACGUAAGCGAAUAUUGGACUAUGCGUCGGAUAGUUCUUCUGAUGAAGAAGUCAUUUGCAUGAGCAACACUUCGCGCGGCUAUGAAUGCAAUGAAUCCGAUAAUGAAAGUGUCGACUCUCAAGAUGAGGAUCUGCUCAAGCAUGCCGGGGUAUAUACACGCCAAGAAGCCAUACGUAUUUCUGAAGCAAAACUUACUAAGCUGCAAGGUCUCUACAUAGAUCAGAUUAAUCGUUUACAUCAUACGUUAAGGGAAAAAAGACGUCGCUACUUGCAUGCCAUGCAGCGGGAGGGUGCACAUUUAUGCAGUAUACAUCAACAAUUGAAAGAGACGCCAAGAGAAAGACAUCUGUACGAACAGUUGAAAGCAUUAAACUCCUAUCACAGACGGCAUGGCGUUGAAGCUGUCCUCUACAAGAAAUUCAAGGAGAAACGCAGUCGUGCCGGUGAUGCUGCCUCUAAAGCUUCAUUUACCAAGUGUGCUUUUACGGAGGGUGGUGUUAAAUGUGGUGAUCGUGCGAUGUUGCAUACUCGAUAUUGUCGUAAACAUAUUCUGGAGGAUAAGAAACAAAUAUUAUUUAAGGCAUGUGAAGUUAAAAAAUCCGGAGUAGUUUGUCAGGAACCUAUACCGUGUAUAUUUGAUGAUUCGACAUGUGUACUGCAUCUGACUAUACCCCAACAAAGGCAAUAUAUUCAAAAGAAAUACGAAUCGGAAACUGAGGAUGAAGAGGCUGAAGUGAAAAAAGAAAAUUCGACUGCUGAUAUAAAAAUGUCACCUAAACUGGAGUCACCUGGAGAAACAGGUGUCGAAGGGAAUACAGAAAUUCAAAAUGUUGUUGUAAAAUAA
Messenger RNA from Musca vetustissima, 1410 nucleotides. It is a transcript of the gene dgt1, whose product is annotated as KAT8 regulatory NSL complex subunit 2. Gene Ontology annotation, cellular component: NSL complex. The transcript is spliced from 3 exons. Lineage: Eukaryota; Metazoa; Arthropoda; Insecta; Diptera; Muscidae. The record is from RefSeq and is a predicted model, not a curated record. Bases 1 to 1410 code for a protein of 469 amino acids.